CUCCAAAAAAAAAAAGAAAAAAAGACAUCGCUUUCUCCAUCAAUCAAUUAUUGAAAGCUAUUAUUGGUGACUUGCUCUAAACUUCGCAAAUUGGAGGCAACUUCCUAUAAUCGUUCCUAUAUCCUAAUAAUCAAGUUCGGAAGUUCCUAUAUAAUCUCUGGAGUCUGGAGUCUGGAGUCUGGACCUUUCAUCUGCAAAUAUAAAAUUGUACAUAAAAGCCGAGGCGAAGCAGACUCUAGGGUUUGCAUAUUUGCUUCACCAAAAAAGAUUACAUCGUCAGCAAAGAGAAGGCGAGAAAUUUCUAUCUUUCCACCUCGAAGUUUUAAAGGGAUCCAAGAUUUUGCACUGUAUGCAUCAUGGAUGCAUCUUGAAAGAUAUUCAAGGCAAAUGAUGAAGAUAUACGGGGAUAAGGGGUCUUCUUGUCUUAUGCCUCUUGAAGAUCCAACUUUCAACAAGAUGCCUUUCAAAUUGUCUAUAUUCAAUACGAUUUUUGCCUUUUUAAGGAACUACCAUGGUGUAUCAUGUGACGGAAUAAGCAACAAUACAGGGUGUGUGGCUGUUGAUAACCCAUUUGAUUCUGCAACGAACACUGUUGAGUCACAACCUCCAACUAAGCGCAGGAAGGUGCAGACAUCCCUGCGCGUUAACUCUGAGUAUGUUGAUAAAAUCGUUGGUUGGUUAGCAGACGAUCAGAUUACCAGCAUUGGCAUCUAUGGGAUGGGCGGGAUUGGUAAGACCACUCUUGGACUGCAGCUCCACAAUUGGAUUCGCAACCAUGGCAUCCCUUCUACAGGUAUUCAUGCUAUUGCUUGGGUAUCUGUGGAAAUGGAUAUCACAGUGUACCAAUUACAGCAAAAAAUUGCUGAUGCUAUUAGGCUUGAUCUUCAAGGUGAUAAGGAUGAGAAUAGAAGAGCAUCUAUGUUACAUGCCUUUCUGUCACGGAACGACAAGUUCAUACUCUUCCUUGAUGAUUUGUGGGGUGCUUUCCGUCGAGAGGAUAUUGGGAUUCCCUAUGAGUGCAAGCUGAUUUUGAUUUCUCGAUUGCUGGACGUUUGUCGUACCCUACAUUGCCAGAAAAUCAUCAAGGUUGAGCCACUAUCAGAGGAAGAAAGUUGGCAGCUGUUUCACCAUAACAUUCAAAAAGGUUUUCCAGAUCCCAAAGAAGUGUCCUCUGUUAGGAAGCUUGUGUAUAAUGAGUGUGCAGGUCUGCCGCUUGCUAUCACUGUGUUGGCCAAUAGCAGUAAGAGGGGGGUGGUUACUCCUAUGGGACCGACCCAGUUGGAUGAUGUGUUCAGUCGAUUGCAGUUGUCUUAUAAAAGAUUGAAUAACGUCAAAGUGCAGCGUUGUUUUUUGUAUGCUGCAUUAUAUCCCAAAGGUUAUGCCAUCAGUAAAGAAGAGUUGAUACGUGUUUGGAUUGGAGGGAGGCUCAUAGAUGACGUGCCAUCUUUGCAGGUACAAUAUGACAUGGGUUAUACUGUGUUGAACAAGCUUCUUAACUCUUGUUUAUUGGAAACUUGUCAAGAUAAUAGGAGCGUUAAGAUGCAUGAUCUUGUUAGACAUAUGGCUCUUUCCAUUGCUAAAGAUGAUAACUUUGUGGUAAAAGCUGAUGCAACUUCGAUAUUGGAGUGCUGCGGGAAUCUUCAUGCUGUUUCCUUGAUAAAUACUUCAAUCGCAUUGAUCCCAUCGGGUACUUCCCUGAAGUGUACCAAUCUCAAAACUCUGCUUUUGCAAAACAACCCUGUCGAGGUAAUCCCAGAAUCAUUUUUCUUGGACAUGCAUGCGCUGCGUGUUCUAAGUCUAUCUGCUACUAGUGUUAUUAGACUGCCUACUUCCAUUAGUUCCUUAGAAGAGCUGCAAGUCUUAGAUCUUAGUAGCUGUCAGAAGUUGAAAGAAGUGCCUCAGUUAGCAAAGCUUCAUAAAUUAAGGUUUCUGGACCUAUCUCAUACUGCACUUGAGCAAAUUCCUCGCUCUCUUGAAAUGUUAAAAAGGCUCGUGGAGCUUGAUUUGUCCUUUAUUCAUGAACCAAAAAUAUUUCCCAGGGGGAUCUUGCUUGCUCUGUCUAGUUUGAAGAGGUUAUCCUGCAACGUUUUGGGCAUCAUUCAUGAGUUGCAAAAUUUAGAAUCAUUGGAGAUUCUUGAUGCCAAAUUUGAGUCUCUUUUUGACAUGAGUGUUUACGUAAAAUCCGAGCAUUGGCGCAAACUAGAGUGCUUCCAUCUGCAAGUUGGAAAUCAGAUAACGCCAAAGAGAUUCUACAGCAGAGCAGUAUCCCUGCAUAGCUGUACCUUAAGUGGUCAAGGGGGAGAACGGUUUGUGCUUCCAUAUGACAUUCAGGAGUUGUAUCUUGAUGAUUGCAGUGGUUUCUCUAGCCUAUCUGAUAUUAUAAGUCCUGCAAAUGCUUAUGGUCUUCAACAAGAAGCUGAAGCCUUUUCAAGCUUAGAAAUUUGCAGCAUCAGUAGGUGCAAUAAUAUUGAGCAACUUCUUGCACCAGGUCAGAUGCCAAACCUUCUCCAGUCCCUUGAAAUCUUAGAGGUUGAAGAAUGUGAGCAACUGAAAAAGCUACUUGUUGAGGACGUCAGCCUUCCCGAGCUUAAGCAACUCAUUCUUACUUCCUUGCCUCAACUGAAUGGCGUCUAUAAAGGUCGACUUGUUUGUACCUCACUUCAGUCACUUACAGUUAUGGAUUGCCCAAAUAUGAAGCGCCUUCCAAUUUUCAACACAGAUAAUGUUGAAGAUCAAUUCGUUCCUUCUACUAUAGAGUGGAUUGAGGGACAACAGAAAUGGUGGGAGUUGUUAGAAUGGGAUAAGUCGGAAUCUAAAGCGUUGCUCCAACCCUUCUUUAGAUGCAGAUCUUCCAUAGAUUUAUGCUAGUCAAAGGAGUGAGAUGAUAUGUAUCUUCCAUUCAUAUUCGGCAUUCACUGGCACGAAAACAAUUGGGGUUUCAGGUCGAAAACAGGGACAAGUUUCUACAUCUUCCCUCUCGACCGAGUCAUAUCAGAGGAGCGAGUACCAAGCUAUUGCUUCCUACUGGACUCUACAAAUUUGUGACAUUGGUUUGGCCUACUUACCUUUCUCUUCAUAUUCUUUAUCCCAUUGCUCAAUGCGUUCUUUAAAAAUCAGUGGUUGUUUGGUUGACAUUGAUCUAUAUUGGAAGUCAAGUACCUGAAAAAUGAAAAAUUCUUAUGUUUAGUUGACAAAACACAAGAAGUAUUUCAUGGGAAUCCAUUCCCAUAGAAUUUCAUGUGUGCAACCAAACAAUUUUUUGCAUUUUUAUGAGUGGUACUUUCUACGUCUAACCAAACAACUACUUGAUUUAUACAUGGUUUGGAGGAAAAAGAAUAUGAACAAAUUUCUUUGAAAAUUAUGAUUUAAUGAAAAUCUAAAUUCAAAUUCCAGUUCUUUGAAAAAUGUGAUGUUCAUUCUUUUACAGCUUGUUUGGUAGAAAGAAUUUGGAAGGAAAAGAAAGGAAGUGGAAGGAAAUUUGUUACUUUGCAAUGUUUGAUUCAUAAAAAAAAAAUAAGUGAAAGGAAAUGGGAGGAAUUGGAAGGAAAGACUCUUUAAUAAAAUUUCACUUUCCUUUCCUCCCAAAAGUGGGGGAAUUUGGGAGGAAAGAGAAAAUUUAUACCAAACAUGGAAAGUUAAGGUUUUUUUUCCUUUCUUUUCCAUUCUUUUCUUUUCUCUUCCCUUCCUUUCUCUUUUCUUUCUUUCCCUUACUAAAAAUGAACCAAACACACUGUCAUUUUUCACUUUUGGAACACUAAGAAACAUUGUUUUUUUUAACAAAUUAGUGGAAGUUUUGAAACCUACUUUCCUUGAAAAUGAUUUACCUCCUAACUAAACUAGUCUUGGCUUGCUUUGAAGAUAGGAAAAAAAAAUCUUUUGUGCCGAGAAAAUGAGCACCUAAGAAUAAGGUGUGCAUUGUGUGCUCACCUUCUCUCUCGUUUUCCUCACAUUCAAGUGCACUGUGGUCUUACGUGCAUUGGAGGGCUUGUGAACUUUCCUUUUGGACUUGGAUAAGUUUCAAAGCCCAAACCAACCUAAUGUUGUUGUAAGAAUUUUUUUCUACAAAAGUGUAAAGUAGUUUACUUCCAAGUUUUUUUUUUCUUUCAUGUAAUAUGUAAAAUUUAUAUUAGCAUUAUAUUUUAUAAAAUUAUGUUCAUAAUAAAUAUAAGGAGUAACAGUCAAUAUAUGUAAAACACUCUCUUUUAGGAUAUAUAUUUAUAUAAAUAUUAUCUUAUUA
Messenger RNA from Beta vulgaris subsp. vulgaris (sugar beet), 4237 nucleotides. RefSeq names its product disease resistance protein At4g27190. Bases 361 to 2868 code for a protein of 835 amino acids. The transcript is spliced from 3 exons. Lineage: Eukaryota; Viridiplantae; Streptophyta; Magnoliopsida; Caryophyllales; Amaranthaceae. Gene Ontology annotation, molecular function: ADP binding; protein binding. The record is from RefSeq and is a predicted model, not a curated record.